GUGGCCCAGACUUCUGCUCUCUCAGACAGACAGGAAGUGGAGCGCAGGAUUCUGGACCUGGAAGUCACUGUGAAGAACCUCGAGCAGGAGAGACAGGACCUGAGGUCUCAGGUGUGUCUGCUCAAGGAGAACAGGGAGGAGAUGGAGGUUAGGUCUGCUGCUCUGGUCCACAGUGCAGAAGAGCUGACGCAGCAGAGGGCCCAGACUAAUGCUCUGAGACUGCUACAGGAGCAGAUGGAGCAGUCUCUGUGUGACACCCAGCACACACUCUCUGUGAAGAUGAAUGAGCUGCAGGCAGCACACCUACAGAUURAAUCGCUCCAGGAGAGAUUAGGGGAGCUGAGUCAGCACAGCUCCAAACACAAGGAGGAACUAGUUGCUCUUCAGAAGUCCAUCUCUGCCUUGGACAGAGAGAAGGAUGCUCUGCAGGACGAGGUGGACCAGAAGACUGAAAAACUGCUUGUUCUGCAGGAGGAGCUGUUACAGAAGGAGAAGACCCUUGAAGAUGUGARACUCACAGUCAAACACAUGGACACGUCACUAGCACAGCUGCAGGGAGCGUUGAAGAGCCGUGAGAGGGAGAUCCUCAGCCUGAGGAGGCAGCUGGAGGCAGCGCAGGAGGAGCUGGGCUCACUCAGGAGAGACAAAGACGUCUUCAUCAGAGAGAACAGGAGGCUGCAGGACGACCUGACCACGAUGACCCGGGAGAACCAGACACUUCAUGCAGAAAUGGAGGAGGCUUUUCACGAGAAAGACGAGCUGAAGCUGAGGGUCCACUCGUACAUCUCCGAAGUGUCCAGAAUAGAGAAACUUGUGGCCGCAAAGGAGCAGGAGAACAGGGAUUUGUUGGAGAGGUUUAGGACUGCCCACUCUGAGAUGAAGGAGCGGGAACAAAAGCUGCAGCAGGCUGAAGGUCAGAACACCUCCAUCCGCCUGGAGCUGCUGUCCUCUGACACUGAACGCAGACAGCUUCGAGACACCGUGGGUCAGCAAGACCGAGAGAUCCAACAGCACACAGAGGCUCUGCAGGCGUAUGAAGCCCAGCUCUCCUCUCUGCUCCGCGGUAUGGCUAAGACUGAAACAGACCUACACGSCGCUCAGGAGGAAAAGGCUGCUCUCCUCCUGGACCUGGCCUCUGUCAGAGAGCUCUGUGUCAAGCUGAAUGCUGGGAAGGAGCUCACCAGCCGCCAGCUCACCUCCAAGACCAUGGACCUAGAGAGGGUCACUGGAGAACUGGAAGAUGUUCGCUCUGAGCUGGAGCUCCUGAAGAAACAACUAGCCAGCGAGAGGCUAACGGUGCGCAGCCUAGAGACGCUUCUGUCCACGAACCGGCAGAAAGAGUUCCAAACCCAUCUGACCGCCAGCGAGAGAGAGUCUGAGCUGAAAGUCCUGCGGGACAGGCUCACUCUGGCUGAGAGCAAAAAUGCAGACCUUGGUAGAGACGUGUCCCAGCUCCAUGGUAAAGUGUCUCAGCAGCAGACGGAGAUGGAUGUUCUGAAACGACAGCUGACCUCGGAGCGCUUUGAACGUGAACGAGCCGUUCAGGAGCUGCGGAGACAGGGUCUGUCCUUUUCCUCCCCCCUCAGCGCCUCCAGCAGUUCUCAGCAGACCCCCACAGAACGCUCCCUUCUCAAAACCCUGGACCACACCGCAGACAAGUCUGCAGACAAGGCUGUCAGCUUCAAGGACUAAAGAGAAGUUCGACACAGACCUGCCAGACAUCAGUGCUCCUCGUUCUGUCCAAUCAGUGGGGCAGGAGAAAAUACAUCUUUAUAUUCCAAACGCUGUCUGUCAGGAUGAUGUAAAGUUACAGAUCAACUGUUCUGACCUUACAGCAGGACCCAGCACUCUGUGUAUAAUGUUUAAUAUUCAUGUUUUCAUAUUUUAAACUAUUAAAUUAUUACUAAAUAAAGAGGAAAAAUCCAACUGAA
This is a messenger RNA of Austrofundulus limnaeus, 1931 nucleotides long. RefSeq names its product centrosomal protein of 135 kDa. NCBI's taxonomy places the organism in Eukaryota, Metazoa, Chordata, Actinopteri, Cyprinodontiformes, Rivulidae. The record is from RefSeq and is a predicted model, not a curated record.